ACAUCCUCUGAUAUCGUCUUCCAACUCUUAACACUGAUUCAGAAUCCCAACCCAAACCAAUAAAUUCCUCACAAUUUGAUACUUCAAAUUUUAAGCAACAGAAUGCUUAAAUUUUGUAGCCAUUGAUCAGCCUAGAAAUAUAGCAGCAGAGUUCUUUCGAGUUUUUUUUUAAAGAAAAAAAUGGUGAACAGAGGCCAUAGGACAACAAGAAGAACAUCUCAUUUCUCAAUCACUCUCUACAUUUUCCUCCUCUUUGUUUUCUCAAUAUUCGUUUUCUUUUUGUACUCUAAAGAUAUAUCAGAAGAUGAGCAAAAGCCUCUCGUAGUAUCGGAGAAGAAGGAGCCCGAAUCCGAAGAGAAUGCAGAUAAUUCUGUCUGGGAAGCUUCACACAGCCAUGGUUUACAUUCAUGCGUCAAGCCAACUGUGAGAUAUAAAGCUGCUCUAGGAUGGACUCGCUACUUAACUGUAAAAAGUAAUGGGGGAUUAAAUCAAAUGAGGACGGGUAUAGCUGACAUGGUGGCAGUGGCACACGUAAUGAAUGCAACUUUGGUAAUUCCUCAAUUGGACAAGCGAUCGUUCUGGCAAGAUUCAAGUACAUUUUCAGAUAUAUUUGAUGAGAACCAUUUCAUUGAAACAUUACAAGGGGACCUCAGGAUUAUUAAAGAGCUUCCCAAAGAAAUAGAAUCAUUACCUCGAGCUAGGAAGCACUUUACGUCAUGGUCAGGAGUGGGUUACUAUGAAGAAAUGACGCAAUUGUGGAAGGAGCAUCAGGUAAUUCAUGUUGCUAAAUCUGAUUCUCGCCUUGCAAACAAUGAACUGCCUCUUGAUAUUCAGAGAUUAAGAUGUCGUGCUCUAUAUAAUGCUCUCCGCUUCUCUCCUCCUAUUGAGAGACUUGGAAAGAAGCUUGUGGACCGGCUCCGAACAAGAGCAAAUAGAUAUGUUGCACUCCAUUUGAGAUAUGAGAAGGACAUGCUGUCUUUUACUGGCUGUACGUACGGUCUUACUGAUGCAGAAGCAGAGGAGCUCCGGGUGAUGAGAGAGAAUACAAAUCAUUGGAAGAUUAAGGUUAUCAACUCAACUGAACAGAGAAUUGAUGGUUUCUGCCCUCUCACUCCGAAGGAGGUUGGAUUAUUUCUUCAGGCUCUUGGUUAUCCUCCGUCAACAUUGAUUUAUAUUGCUGCUGGAGAAAUUUAUGGUGGUAACACUCACCUCUCAGAGCUCACAUCUCGCUUUCCUAAUGUUAUUUUCAAGGAAAUGCUGGCAACGCCGGAAGAACUGAGAGGGUUUGCCAAUCAUGCCUCACAAACUGCAGCACUCGAUUAUCUCAUCUCUGUGGAGAGUGACGUUUUCAUUCCAUCACACUCAGGUAAUAUGGCAAGAGCAGUUGAGGGGCACCGCAGAUUCUUAGGCCACCGAAAAACAAUCACUCCUGACAGGAAAGGCUUAGUUGAAAUAUUUGAUAAGCUGGAAGCUGGUCAGCUCGAAGGACCAUCAUUUUCACAUCUUGUCAAGCAUUUGCAUAAGAACAGGUGAUAAUACAUAC
Nicotiana attenuata is the source of this 1543-nucleotide messenger RNA. RefSeq lists its product as uncharacterized. The coding region runs from base 181 to 1533 and encodes 450 amino acids. The record is from RefSeq and is a predicted model, not a curated record. Lineage: Eukaryota; Viridiplantae; Streptophyta; Magnoliopsida; Solanales; Solanaceae. Gene Ontology annotation, cellular component: nucleus; cytoplasm. The transcript is spliced from 10 exons.